This is a messenger RNA of Myxocyprinus asiaticus (Chinese sucker), 3302 nucleotides long. Its product is annotated as proline dehydrogenase 1, mitochondrial-like. The record is from RefSeq and is a predicted model, not a curated record. The transcript has 15 exons. Lineage: Eukaryota; Metazoa; Chordata; Actinopteri; Cypriniformes; Catostomidae. Gene Ontology annotation, molecular function: FAD binding; proline dehydrogenase activity. Gene Ontology annotation, cellular component: mitochondrion. Bases 128 to 2005 code for a protein of 625 amino acids.
UCCUUUCAAGCACGCUUUCAUGACUCUCCCACCCGAGGUUUUUCCGAGUCAUUUUUCUGGAAUCCUCCAUCGUGAGAAAGUCUGUGCCACUUAUUCUAACAUCAACUUUCAUUAAGCCUCUCCAAUAAUGUCAUACUCUAAAGUAAUAUUCGCUCUGGCCAGAGUAAAUCCUGGUCAAAUAUUUGGUGUGAGAUUGAGCACCACAGCAGCAUCCACGCAGCAAAAAGAGCCGGAUCCGUCCUGUACGGUCGUGGAGAAGCCGUGCGAUGUGGAUCUCAUCAGCGGGAAAGAGCACACUGAUGGCCGGGCAAAGAUCUCCAUCGAUUUCGACAACACAGAAGAAGCUUAUAAGAGUAAAGACACACUGGAGCUGCUCAGAAGUCUGCUGGUGUUUAAACUCUGCACCUUUGACUUCGUAGUUGAUAAAAAUAAAGAGUUGAUGGACCUGAGUAAGAAGGUAAUUGGCCAGCGACUCUUCGAGAAACUCAUGAAAAUGACCUUCUACGGGCAGUUUGUAGCGGGUGAGGACCAGAACUCCAUCAAACCCCUGAUUGAGAAGAACCAGGCGUUUGGGGUGGGCUCCGUUCUAGACUACAGCGUAGAGGAGGAUCUGACCCAGGAGGAGGCAGAGAAGAAGGAGAUGGACUCCUGUGUUUCUGAAGCCGAGAAAGAGAGUCAUGUAGAGGCCAGCGCAUACAAACCUCAGGAUAAUGAAUGUAUGGAUCACCGUGAGAAAAAGUACAAAGCUCAUCGUCAGUUUGGAGAUCGGCGUGGUGGUGUGAUCAGUGCUCGGACAUAUUUCUAUGCAGACGAAGCCAAAUGUGACCAUCAUAUGGAUACCUUCAUCAAGUGCAUCAAAGCUUCCGCUGGAAGUUCUGUUGACGGAUUCUCUGCUAUUAAGAUGACUGCACUCGGACGACCACAGUUCCUGCUGCAGUUCUCUGAGGUGCUGGUUAAAUGGAGAAGGUUUUUCAACCUGUUGGCAGCCCAUCAGGGGAAAGAUGGCAUGGCGAUACUCGAACAGGAGUUAGAACUGGAACAGCUGCAGGACAGUUUGAUCAAACUUGGAGUUGGCGCAAAAUCGGACAUCGAGAACUGGUUUACAGGAGAGAAACUGGGUUCAUCAGGAACUAUUGAUCUGUUGGACUGGAACAGCCUUAUCAAUGACAGAACCAAAAUCUCCAACUUGCUCGUGGUGCCUAACAUGGAGUCUGGUCACCUGGAGCCUCUGUUGAGUAAGUUCACUGAUGAAGAGGAGAAACAGAUGAAGAGGAUGCUACAGAGAAUGGAUGUUCUUGCCAAGCACGCUGUUGAAAAUGGUGUGAGACUGAUGGUGGAUGCAGAACAGACAUAUUUUCAGCCGGCCAUCAGUAGACUGACCCUGGAGAUGCAAAGAAUCUUCAACAGAGAAAAAGCCAACAUCUUCAACACCUACCAGUGCUACCUUAAAGAAGCAUAUGAUAAUGUGUCCGUCGAUGUGGAACUCUCGCGUCGAGAGGGCUGGUAUUUCGGCGCUAAGCUGGUUCGUGGAGCGUACAUGUAUCAAGAGAGAUCGCGGGCAGUGGAGAUUGGUUACGAAGAUCCCAUCAACCCCGACUAUGAGGCCACCAACAGGAUGUACCACAAGUGUUUGGAAUACAUUCUGGAAGAGAUCAACCUGAACAGGAUGGCAAAUGUCAUGGUGGCAUCUCACAAUGAGGACACAGUCAAGUUCACUUUGGAAAAAAUGAAUGAGAUGGGUCUCUCUCCCACAGAGAAUAAGGUUUACUUUGGACAGCUGCUGGGAAUGUGUGAUCAGAUCAGUUUCCCGUUGGGUCAGGCAGGAUUCCCCGUGUACAAGUAUGUUCCAUACGGUCCCGUGAACGAGGUCAUCCCGUACCUGUCCCGCCGCGCACAGGAGAACCGCGGCUUAAUGAAAGGAUCUCAGAGAGAACGCAGCCUACUGUGGAAAGAACUUAAACGCAGAUCCUUCAAUGGACAGCUGCUCUACAGACCUGUAUACUAAACCACACACAAACACGUCAUUCAGCUGUUUUUUUAAACAUCACCCACACUGGAAAACGAUUAUUUUAUAUAAACCACAUCACUCUCCAUUAUUCUAUUCCUGAAAUGUAUAUAUUGUAUCAAUGCAUCCCUGAUCAGUGUUUUAUAGUUAUGACAUCAGUGGCUUAUAAAAUGAACUAGGAUUAAAGACACCAUGAAACGGCAUUCCUAGCGCAUUAAACAUCUGUAUUGCGAAACUGAAUAUUUAGUGUAAAUGAAUAUAGGAUGGGACUUGAUCUUAUUUAUUUGGAUUAGAUUGGAUUGUGAAAGUGUAAACAAGUGAGACUAUGAGAAAGGUAGUAUAUUUUGAUGAAGGAUUAUGAAUACUGAUGGAUCAUGCAUGAUAAAACUAGAGAUAUUUAAUGACAUUAAAUAGUCCCUUUUUAUUUCAAGCGUCUUUAAAUACAUUUUUAAUCAUUCCACUUUGCCUCCAGCAGAGGCAGAAUAACAAGAGCCCAUUUCAAGCAUUUCAUGACUCAUUCUUGACAGUUUAGUUAAUCUUGGAUAUUUUUUAAUCGCAGAAUUUAUUUCUGAGAUGAUAACUGGAUGCCACUCACUGAAAUAAUCCUGCAAAGCAUUGAGGUCAUGUGACAUUAAUGCAGCAUACUACUGUUUGAAACAUUAUCGUUGCAUACUGUGUAGUUUCACAUACUAUUUAAAAAAAAUAGUUUAUGGUAUAAACCACACAGCAUGCUUGUAUUCCACUUUGAAAAUAGGAAUUGUGUUCUUCUCUGCGUCAAAAUCAUGUUUUUCUUUGUUUUUUAACACGCACUCAAUGAAUGGUUUUUCAUAACGAAUGUUUGUUUGACCUCUUGACCAUGUAAAGUUUUCAUGUGGACAAUGACGAGUUAUUUAUGUAUUUGAUAGUUUCUUGAUAAAAUAAUUACGUUUAAACUUUGAUUAAUAGGUGAGUUAAACACUUUUUAGCACUGAAUAUUUUGGUUGUUGUACCUGUUGAAUUUUUGUUUUGUUUUUCGCUUGUUUUCGAAAACAAAAAGCUGCUUUAAUGUACGUUUGGGGUUGAAAAUGAGUUUUGGAUGAAGUGUGCAUGUGAAUGUUUUACUUUGACUUAUUAAAUGCUCUUUUAUUUUUAAAUGUAAAUAAUGAAUUUCUUAAUAUAGCGACAGCACAGUUCUCUAGCCAGGGUGAUUUUAGACAGUUUUGCACUAAAUUAAAUGCCUCAUAAUGGAAAUCAAUAUGGACUGUAUAUUAUAUACUGUAUACAGUAAUAAACAUGACAUUAUAACAAACACUGUGUA